CCUCUCGCUCGCUCGCUCGCUGCGCCGCCACACUUUCUCCUCGCGUCGUCGUCGCCUCAGCCUCGCCUCGCCCGCGGAUUAUUCCGUGCACCUUCAGCCUCGCGCGCGGGGGACAGCCAUGGCCGGGAGAGGGAAGGCGAUCGGCUCGGGCGCCGCCAAGAAGGCCAUGUCGCGGAGCUCCAAGGCCGGGCUGCAGUUCCCCGUCGGCAGGAUCGCUCGGUUCCUGAAGGCCGGCAAGUACGCCGAGAGGGUCGGUGCCGGCGCACCCGUCUACCUCGCCGCCGUGCUCGAGUACCUCGCCGCUGAGGUUCUUGAGCUCGCCGGGAACGCCGCGAGGGACAACAAGAAGACCCGCAUAGUGCCGCGCCACAUCCAGCUCGCCGUCCGCAACGACGAGGAGCUGUCCCGCCUGCUCGGCACGGUCACCAUCGCCAGCGGAGGAGUCAUGCCCAACAUCCACAACCUGCUCCUCCCCAAGAAGGCCGGUGGCAGCGCCAAGGCCGCGGCCGGCGACGACGACAACUAGAUCACGCCGCUUCCGGCGGCGGUGGAUGUGGAUGCUGCUCUGUGUAGUAGUAGUGUUGUAGGUUGCCUAGGUGGUUGCGUUGAUCUCUAGUAGGAUAUGAUUAGAUGCUUAAUUGUGCUUGUACCAAUGCUAAACUAAGGUGGACUUCUGUAUGGACAGGGGAUUGGUUGCUGUAUUCGUUGCUAUGUUCUAGUAUAAAAAAAGUAUCAUCCUUUCGAUGAUUUUCUCUCAAA
This is a messenger RNA of Oryza brachyantha (malo sina), 759 nucleotides long. Its product is annotated as probable histone H2A.2. The transcript is spliced from 2 exons. Gene Ontology annotation, cellular component: nucleosome. The record is from RefSeq and is a predicted model, not a curated record. Bases 119 to 526 code for a protein of 135 amino acids. Lineage: Eukaryota; Viridiplantae; Streptophyta; Magnoliopsida; Poales; Poaceae. Gene Ontology annotation, molecular function: structural constituent of chromatin; DNA binding; protein heterodimerization activity.